AGGACUGUUUAGAGGAUAGCGUGAGCGUCGAGUGUAGCACUUUGGCUCUGCACAAAGAAUUUAAAGAGAAUGUUUCAGGCUUCGUCGUGAAUCUUUAAACAUGAGUGGUGUAUCAUUUGUAUCAGAGACCGAAAUCGAGGAUGUACGCAAAAAGAAACAGGAAGAAUGGGAGAAAGUCAGAAAGGAAAGCGAUCCAAUCGAGUGCCCUGAGCCAGUUCAUGACAAUAAGACUUUGUAUGAAAGACUACAAGAACAAAAACAGAAAAAACAGGAUGAAUGGGAUGAACAACAUCAAUUGAAAAAUAUGAUAAGGGGCCUUGAUGGUGAUGAGACAGUGUUUCUUGACCUGGUUGCUAAGCAACAAGAGGAGAUAGCCAAUCGCAGAUUUGAUGAAGAAUCACAAGAAAUCAGAGAGUAUAGGGAUGCAGUUUCUCAGUUUCAGAGUGCCAUAAUAGCUGAGCCAGCAACUACUAAACCAGCUGGGUCAGCAGUAUCUCAACGAAAGUCCUCACAGGAGUCUGGGGCCAAAAAAAGUCAACUACAACUUAUAGCGGGGGCCAUUAAAAGAAAAAGUAGUAGCAGUAGUCAAGAGUCUCCAGAAAAGAAGUCAAAAGCUUCCAACGAGUUUGAGAAAAUAACGUCAGAGACACACGAAGAGAGGAACAUUAGAUCUGAGAAAUCAAGUGCAAGUGUGGAAGAAGACGACCUGAAGAAAAGACCUUUUGCAAACAGAUCUGACAGUGCUUCGAAAUGUGAAACAAAGUCUGGUAUUAAUCAAGAAAAGCAGGAAAAACAGGUUAUACCAGGACUUGGAGCUUAUUCAGACUCAAGUGAUUCAGACUCGUCGUCUGAUGAAUCUUAAUGGAGUGGUCUCUGGUGAAUGAACUUUUUCUCAGUGGUUGGAAGGAAGGUCAUAAAACAGAAUCUACGAAACAGAUUCAUUUAAGUGAAUAAGUUGAUAACGUUCUUUCUAAAUGAAAGCCAUGAAAAAGGAAUGGUGAGCCAUUGGAAAGGUUAUCACGCGGACUGAACGCAUGCAGUGUGUUUAUGUUCAAGUUCAACAUGGACGAAAACUUUCAAAUGACAGUGAAUUUUACUUUGCAGUUUUAGCUUUUCAAUAAAAAACUUCAGAAUCCAACAGGAAUCCAACUUAGUUCAGUGUGGAAAGCAAUUUGCCACUGAAUUAUAUUUGCCAUAAUACUCUCUUUGAUUGGUCCAAGUAACUCAAAUCACUUCAGAUAAUCAAAUGCAGUACUAAGUCUAUCCUAACUUGGUUGCACGCGUUUUCGCGCGCACUGGUGCAUGUUUACUUAUUUGAAGAGUUCUUAAUGGCUUUGUCUGUAUUUUAAUAGGCCGUCGCAACUACUUUGGACAUUAUCGAAAGGCUAUUCUACUCCGGAACCUUUCAGA
Messenger RNA from Pocillopora verrucosa, 1410 nucleotides. Its product is annotated as PSME3-interacting protein-like. The record is from RefSeq and is a predicted model, not a curated record. Gene Ontology annotation, cellular component: nucleus. NCBI's taxonomy places the organism in Eukaryota, Metazoa, Cnidaria, Anthozoa, Scleractinia, Pocilloporidae.